Messenger RNA from Syzygium oleosum, 813 nucleotides. Its product is annotated as putative disease resistance protein RGA4. The record is from RefSeq and is a predicted model, not a curated record. Gene Ontology annotation, biological process: defense response to other organism. The transcript has a single exon. NCBI's taxonomy places the organism in Eukaryota, Viridiplantae, Streptophyta, Magnoliopsida, Myrtales, Myrtaceae. Gene Ontology annotation, molecular function: ADP binding. The coding region runs from base 1 to 813 and encodes 270 amino acids.
AUGGCAAAAGCUGUUUUCGGUAUAGCUGGAAAGAUUAUUGCUAAUCUGGUUCCUGAAGCAGUAGAAAAGGUUGGAAAGUUAUGUGGCAUCAAGCAUGAACACGAGGCACUCAGGGACACGAUCUCCACUCUUUUGGCUAUGUUGACGCUACGGAAGAGCAAUACCACCGGAUGCAAGUUCGGGUUGAUCAACUCGAUAGAAGCUUUCUCCGAUGCACAUGAUGUGCUUGAAGAAUUUAAUAUAGAAGCUAUGCGACGAGAACUGAGGGGCCAUAGUAAAAUGAUGAAGGAGGUAAGGACAUUUUUCUCAAGUUCAAACCAGCUUGGUUUUAAAAUGAAGAUGAGUUGCAAACUAAGAGCAGUGAGGGAGAGAAUAGAUGCCAUUAAGGCUGAUAAGGGGUUCCACUUUGACGAGUACCCCAAGGGAGAGCCGAGGAAAAGAGAAGAGACGCAUUCGUUUAUACGUGAGGGAGAAAUUAGAGGGAGAGAUGAAGAUAAGAAGGCGGUCAUGGAAUUUUUACUGGAUUCAGAUGUGCAAGAGAACGUUUCCAUUCUUCCAAUAGUUGGUUUUGGGGGGAUUGGAAAAACAGCUCUUGCUCAAUGUGUGUAUACUGAUGAGAUGGUUAGUAAACAGUUUAACUUGAAAAUGUGGGUUAGUGUCUCUGAUGACUUUGACAUGAAAAAAAUAGUGAAAAAUAUGAUAGCUUGUGCAAAGAAAAAAGAACCAACUGAGGUUGCGAUGGAACAGUUGCAAAGUGUGCUAAAGGAAGAGAUUGAUGGAAAGAGAUACCUAUUAGUUUUAGAUGAUUUGUGA